This is a messenger RNA of Oryza brachyantha (malo sina), 4209 nucleotides long. Its product is annotated as ABC transporter B family member 19. Gene Ontology annotation, biological process: transmembrane transport. Bases 238 to 4005 code for a protein of 1255 amino acids. The transcript has 10 exons. Gene Ontology annotation, molecular function: ATP binding; ABC-type transporter activity; ATP hydrolysis activity. Gene Ontology annotation, cellular component: membrane. NCBI's taxonomy places the organism in Eukaryota, Viridiplantae, Streptophyta, Magnoliopsida, Poales, Poaceae. The record is from RefSeq and is a predicted model, not a curated record.
AUCCACACUUGCGCACACUGGAAUAGGCGCUCUCGCAGUAUAAGACCAAGAAGACGAGGAGGAGGAGGGGGAGGAGGAGCGCGAGCAGGAGGAGGGGGAGUGGCGGCCUGGGAGGCCGCGCUUGGGUGAGCUGAGAUCCAAUGCCAAGGCCGUGAGCGCGAGGCGAAUAGGCGAUCCUGUGGGGGGAGCUCGCGAGGGGGAGGAGAAGGCUGCACAGUACGUGCGUGCGUGGUGGCGAUGGCGGAGGAGACGGGGAGCUGCGGAGGCGGCGGGGGAUGCGAGGCGGUGAAGAAGAGGGUGGACCAGAGCGUGGCGUUCCAUGAGCUGUUCGGCUUCGCGGACCCGCUGGACUGGCUGCUCAUGGCGGCGGGGAGCGCCGGCGCGGUGGUGCACGGCGCCGCCAUGCCGGUGUUCUUCCUCCUCUUCGGCGAGCUCAUCAACGGAUUCGGCAAGAACCAGCAUAGCCUCCGCCGGAUGACCGACGAGGUGUCCAAGUACUCGCUCUACUUCGUCUACCUUGGUCUCGUGGUGUGCGCCUCAUCUUACCUUGAGAUCGCGUGCUGGAUGUACACGGGGGAGCGCCAAGUGGGCGCGCUGCGGCGGCGGUACCUGGAGGCCGUGCUGCGCCAGGACGUAGGCUUCUUCGACACCGACGCGCGCACCGGCGACGUCGUCUUCAGCGUCUCCACCGACACGCUCCUCGUCCAGGACGCCAUCGGCGAGAAGGUCGGCAACUUCAUCCACUACCUAUCGACGUUCCUGGCGGGCCUCGUCGUCGGGUUCGUCUCCGCCUGGCGGCUCGCGCUGCUCAGCAUCGCCGUCAUCCCGGGAAUCGCCUUCGCUGGCGGGCUGUACGCGUACACCCUCACCGGCCUCACGUCCAAGAGCCGCGAAUCGUACGCCAACGCCGGAAUCAUAGCCGAGCAGGCGAUUGCCCAAGUGAGGACGGUGUACUCCUAUGUGGGGGAGUCCAAGGCCCUCAACUCGUACUCUGAGGCCAUUCAGAACACAUUGAAGCUGGGGUACAAAGCAGGGAUGGCCAAGGGGCUUGGCAUUGGCUGUACUUACGGUAUCGCCUGCAUGUCAUGGGCGCUGGUGUUCUGGUACGCAGGGGUGUUCAUCCGGAAUGGCCAGACUGAUGGCGGAAAGGCAUUCACCGCGAUUUUCUCUGCAAUUGUUGGCGGCCUGAGUUUGGGACAAUCGUUCUCGAACCUAGGCGCUUUCAGUAAAGGAAAGAUUGCCGGGUACAAGCUAUUGGAGGUGAUAAGGCAGAGGCCGACCAUAGUUCAGGACCCAGCAGAUGGAAGGUGCCUGGAUGAAGUCCAUGGCAACAUAGAGUUUAAGGAAGUGGCCUUUAGUUAUCCAUCCCGUCCGGAUGUCAUGAUAUUCCGUGACUUCUCUCUGUUCUUUCCUGCCGGUAAAACGGCAGCUGUUGUUGGUGGUAGUGGAUCUGGAAAGAGUACAGUUGUGGCUCUGAUUGAAAGGUUUUACGAUCCUAAUCAGGGUCAAGUAUUGCUGGACAAUGUGGAUAUCAAGACACUACAAUUGAAAUGGCUGAGAGAUCAGAUUGGUUUGGUGAAUCAAGAACCUGCACUCUUUGCGACAACUAUUCUUGAAAACAUUCUUUACGGCAAACCUGAUGCCACAAUGGCUGAGGUUGAGGCUGCCGCUACAUCUGCCAAUGCCCAUAGCUUCAUUGCUCUCCUUCCUAAUGGCUACAACACUCAGGUUGGGGAGAGAGGACUACAACUCUCUGGGGGUCAGAAGCAACGGAUUGCCAUUGCUCGUGCAAUGCUGAAGAAUCCGAAGAUCCUUCUCUUAGAUGAGGCUACUAGUGCACUUGAUGCUGGUUCAGAGAAUAUUGUUCAAGAGGCCCUUGACCGCCUGAUGGUCGGCAGGACAACUGUUGUGGUUGCACAUAGGCUGUCAACUAUACGUUGUGUUGACAUGAUUGCCGUGAUUCAACAAGGGCAGGUUGUUGAGACUGGUACCCAUGAUGAGCUCCUUGCGAAAGGAAGCUCAGGAGCUUAUGCUGCUCUCAUUAGAUUUCAGGAGAUGGCCAGAAACCGUGACUUCCGUGGCCCAUCCACCCGCAAGUCCCGGUCAUCCCGAUUGAGCAAUUCGCUGUCCACUCGCUCAUUGAGCCUUAGGUCUGGAAGCUUGAGGAACUUAAGCUACUCAUACAGCACUGGCGCAGAUGGCCGUAUUGAGAUGGUUUCCAAUGCUGACAAUGACCGGAAGUACCCAGCGCCUAAGGGUUACUUUUUCAAACUCCUCAAGCUAAAUGCGCCGGAGUGGCCCUAUACCAUACUGGGAGCCAUUGGGUCCAUCCUAUCUGGCUUCAUCGGCCCUACCUUUGCUAUUGUGAUGAGCAACAUGAUUGAAGUGUUCUAUUUCCGGGACCCAAAUGCAAUGGAGAGGAAGACUAGAGAGUAUGUGUUCAUCUACAUUGGCACUGGGUUGUAUGCAGUUGUUGCAUAUCUCGUUCAGCAUUACUUCUUCAGCAUCAUGGGCGAAAAUCUGACCACAAGGGUGCGGAGGAUGAUGCUAGCUGCUAUCUUGAGGAAUGACGUGGGGUGGUUUGAUCAAGAGGAGAACAACUCAAGCCUUGUGGCGGCACGCCUUUCCACCGACGCAGCGGAUGUGAAGUCGGCCAUAGCAGAACGGAUAUCGGUCAUCCUGCAGAACAUGACCUCUCUUCUCGUGUCCUUUGUGGUGGGCUUCAUCAUCGAAUGGCGGGUGGCUAUCCUCAUUCUUGUCACGUUCCCUCUCCUUGUCCUUGCCAACUUUGCCCAGCAACUGUCGAUGAAAGGAUUCGCCGGCGACACGGCCAAGGCGCACGCCAAGACGAGCAUGAUCGCCGGGGAGGGCGUCAGCAACAUCCGCACCGUGGCGGCGUUCAACGCGCAGGACAAGGUCCUGUCCCUCUUCUGCACCGAGCUGCGGGUCCCGCAGAUGCACAGCCUGCGGCGGAGCCAGAUCUCCGGCGCGCUCUUCGGCCUCUCGCAGCUGUCCCUGUACGCCUCCGAGGCGCUCAUACUCUGGUACGGCGCGCACCUCGUCCGACACCAUGUGUCCACCUUCUCCAAGGUCAUCAAGGUCUUCGUCGUGCUCGUCAUCACGGCCAACACCGUCGCCGAGACCGUCAGCCUCGCGCCGGAGAUCGUGCGCGGCGGCGAGUCCAUCCGCUCGGUCUUCGCCAUCCUCAACUACAGGACGCGGAUUGACCCGGAUGAGCCGGACACCGAGCCGGUCGAGUCCGUCCGCGGCGACAUCGACUUCCGGCACGUCGACUUCGCCUACCCGUCGCGCCCCGACGUGAUGGUCUUCAAGGACUUCAGCCUGAGGAUCCGAGCUGGGCAGAGCCAGGCGCUCGUCGGAGCGAGCGGUUCAGGGAAGAGCACCGUCAUUGCCCUCAUCGAGCGGUUCUACGACCCUCUCGCCGGGAAGGUUAUGAUCGACGGCAAGGACAUCCGGCGGCUGAACGUGAGGCAACUGCGUCUCAAGAUCGGGCUGGUGCAGCAGGAGCCCGUGCUGUUCGCCACCAGCAUCAUGGAGAACAUCGCCUACGGCAAGGACGGCGCGACGGAGGAGGAGGUGGUCGAGGCCGCCAAGGUGGCCAACAUGCACGGCUUCGUCAGCGCGCUCCCGGAGGGCUACAAGACCCCCGUCGGCGAGCGCGGGGUGCAGCUCUCCGGCGGGCAGAAGCAGCGGAUCGCCAUCGCUCGCGCCGUGCUCAAGGACCCCGCCGUGCUCCUGCUGGACGAGGCGACGAGCGCGCUGGACGCCGAGUCCGAGUGCGUGCUCCAGGAGGCGCUGGAGCGCAUCAUGAAGGGCCGGACGGCGGUGCUGGUGGCGCACCGGCUGUCGACGAUCCGGGGCGUCGACUCCAUCGCCGUGGUGCAGGACGGGCGCGUGGUCGAGCAGGGCAGCCACGGCGAGCUCGUAUCGCGGCCCGACGGCGCCUACUCGCGGCUGCUACAGCUGCAGCUACACCAUGGCUGAUCUUGAUCCAGAUGAACACACGCCUAGGUGCCGGGUGUAGAUACGGGUGAGAGGCGAGCGUCGUGAUGGGUGGUGACCGUGCGGUGGCCAGAAGUACACCUGUUUUUCUUAUUCCUGUAAGCGAUCAGGAUUGUGCCGGCAGUGAUGCUACCUUGUGUUUUGGCACUAAUGGCGGUUCUGGCAAAUUUUAGACGCUCACACGAA